AUGGGCAGCCUCCACUGGCGCCAGUCUGCCGAAUAUGUCGGCAUAGUCAACAGCCAGCUCCCGUUGCGGACUGAAGUAGUGGGAUCUAUCAUGUCCUCGACCGCCGUGAAUGCAGAGGGGCGGCCCGACACGGAGAAUGGCGGCGGAGUCUCGAUGGCGAGGAACCGCUCGACGUCGCACCAACGGGCCGGCCGCAGCUACUCGAGGGUCCGACAGACGCGCGUCACGUCCGUCUCGCCCAGCCCCACGCUCGUUGGAGGAGGAGGAGGAUCGAGGACGGGGCGAUCAACGAGUCGGGGCACAUUUGUGGGCCGGUCCAGGACGCCUGUCGGAAUGCGGGAGGUCGGCGAGGGCGAGAGGAGCGUGAGCGUGUCAGAGGAGAGGGAGAUGCUCAAGGAAAAGGGAGCAAGCCGGUCUCGGUCUCGGUCCAAGUCCAAGCCAAUCGCAUUAGCAGGGCCGGAGCGGAUCGCCAAUCCCCGCGACAUCGAGAGUGCAAAGCAACAACCGAAGGAAGAGGAGCCAACCCCUCUCGCCGUUCGCCUCUUGCCUCACCCUCUGCCGCACUUUCUCGGCUACCGUCGUCCCAAGCACCUCCUCUCGGAAAAGCAAAAGGCCGAUGAGCCCUUUCCUCCCCUCCUUCCCUUUGUCCGCUGGCUACCGCGGCAGGCCGAGGCGCUCCUCUGGGCCUGGAUCGGCGGCUUCGUCGGCAUCGCCAUCGUCGAGGUCAUCUUUGCGCGGCCCUCGCACUUUUCCUCGUCAAAGGACCUGCCUCCGCAUCCAUGGCAGUCGCCCGUCAUCAUUGGCUCCUUUGGCGCCUCUUCGGUCCUUCUUUAUGCCACCCCUGCCUCGCCGCUAGCCCAGCCACGCGCAUUCGUCGGCGGCCAGACGCUCUCGGCGCUCACGGGUGUCAUCAUCACCAAGCUCGUCGCGCUCUCGCCGAACUACAACAUCAAUCUGACCGACCGGAGCAACUCGCUCGUCUGGCUCGCCGGUGCGCUCAGCGUCGGCUCAGCCCUGUGCGUGAUGAUGAUGACGGGCACACUGCAUCCGCCCGGCGGCGCCACGGCGCUCCUCUGCGCCACCAAUAGCGACGUGGCGCGCCUCGGAUGGAAGGUGAUCCCCGUCGUGCUCCUCUCGUCCGUCCUCAUGCUCCUUUGGGCGCUCCUGUGGAUGAAUCUGGGCCGGAUGCGGUAUCCGCACUCAUCUUUCUGGGCACCCAGCCCGCCAAGCCCGCAUGCUGGCAACACAAGCCAGUGGAUCAUCGACUGGGUGUCCCGCAAGAGGCACCCAAAGGCCGAGGAGGAAAAAACACCGAGAAGGAGGUGCAGCCUGGCAAGCUCAAGGGCGUGA
Messenger RNA from Acaromyces ingoldii, 1350 nucleotides. Its product is annotated as HPP-domain-containing protein. Lineage: Eukaryota; Fungi; Basidiomycota; Exobasidiomycetes; Exobasidiales; Cryptobasidiaceae. The coding region runs from base 1 to 1350 and encodes 449 amino acids. The record is from RefSeq and is a predicted model, not a curated record. The transcript has 3 exons.